Callorhinus ursinus (northern fur seal) is the source of this 723-nucleotide messenger RNA. It is a transcript of the gene C1GALT1C1L, whose product is annotated as C1GALT1 specific chaperone 1 like. Lineage: Eukaryota; Metazoa; Chordata; Mammalia; Carnivora; Otariidae. The record is from RefSeq and is a predicted model, not a curated record.
AUGCGAGUGCGACGCACGGAUCUUAAUAACAGUCGCUAUGCUGAUUCUAUCAGCCUUGGAGAAUAAAAUGAGCAUUACUAGGCUGUGCGGAAAGAGACUUGGACCAAACACAGUGACAAAGCAGAGCCCUACAGUACUAAAAAUCUGUGGUUACAGAUGAGGACAACUUAGAAACAUGUCUUUGAAAAGCACGGCGAAAACUACAACUGGUUCUUUCUUGCACGUCCCACUACAUUUGCUGUCAUUGACAAUUCAGUGUACCUGUUGUUUACUAGGGCUUUAUCACAACCUUUCUAUCUGGGCCACACUAUACAUGGCAACCUCCCAUACGUGACUGUGGAAAGAGAAAUUGUCAAGUAUAGAGUCUGAAAGACAGCCUUCUCUGCCAAGUCUGAGAAGUGUGUAUAUCGAAGUGUGGUUUGGAAGUUAUCUGAAGACUUUCAGCCGGCAAUUGGCCUCAAACAAGCUGGAGUUCUAGCAGAAAAUGCAGAGGAGUCUGAAGGAAGAGUUGUAUUUAAUUCAAAACCAUUUGCACAUCUUAUUCAAGAGACAAUGUAUAAUAAUCCUCAGCAAGUAGUAGAAGGCUGCUGUUCAGGUAUGGCUAUUACUUUUAAUGGACCAGCUCCCAGAAAGAUGAUAGUAAUGGUUGCACUGGUUCAGGGCAUUCAUUAUUUCAACAGUACACUGGUUUUCUUACCUCCAAAUGGUUCAGAAAAUGACUGA